This is a messenger RNA of Lingula anatina, 758 nucleotides long. RefSeq names its product fibroblast growth factor receptor 3-like. Gene Ontology annotation, cellular component: plasma membrane; signaling receptor complex. The record is from RefSeq and is a predicted model, not a curated record. Gene Ontology annotation, molecular function: ATP binding; transmembrane receptor protein tyrosine kinase activity. NCBI's taxonomy places the organism in Eukaryota, Metazoa, Brachiopoda, Lingulata, Lingulida, Lingulidae. Gene Ontology annotation, biological process: positive regulation of kinase activity; protein phosphorylation; multicellular organism development.
AUGCCACCUGCCGAUGUAAAUCCAUACGAAAUACCUCCGCAGAUUUUUAAUGGUACACCAGUGUACAGAUUCUUACACGAGGAAAAUGAAGUGAUGCCACCUGCCAACGUAGAUUCAUACGAAAUACCUCUGCAGAUGAAGAAUGACACUUCAAUGUCCAGAUCGUUAGACGGGGAAAAUGAAACGGCCGAUGAUGUUUCGAUGUACUUAGAGGUUCUGAUGCCUAACUCGGAGAUUCCCAGGACACAUGUUAGGGUCCAUGCAGAGAUCGGCAGUGGAUCCUUUGGACAGGUUUAUAUGGGAGAAAUAUAUAAUCUGAAUGGCCAAGGAGAGUGGACGGCAGCUGCAGUGAAGACAGUCAGAGAUCCUCAUGAUUCAGCCCUUGUCAAAGAUUUGAAAGAUGAACUAAAAGUGAUGCAGACUCUUCGUCCACAUCCAAAUGUAGUCACUCUAUUUGCGUCUUGCACGCGCGAUGGAGGUACGUUUUACGUUGAUCUCUUAAUUUAUACGCGACAUGUGAACCUUUCCAUUAUUGUUAUAUCUUCUCAUAUUAAACCUACAUGUAAAUACCGCUGAAUGAGGACAUAUGUUUAAUGUACUUAAGUAAAAUGAUAUUGUGAUUUCUUAAAGCAUUUCUAUUUGAUAUUCGCAGUGUGUUCAUAAUAUGAUAUACAUAAGUAACCAACAUACAGGAUUCAGUGCUCAAACACAAGUUGAUGAUAUGUCGCAUAAUAACUAUACAUAAUAGGUUCUGAUUU